AUGAAUAACGUCAUACUACACGUUUACGAAUUACAGCCAGACACAACUUCGCGGAGGCCCCACGAGAUUUCCAAUACAGAUCGCGCAUUGCUCAUGGUAACGGGUUUGUUGCCGUCCAUUGGCAUGGGUGCUUACCAUACAAGUCUCGAAGUGAUGGAAUUGAAAUACACCUUUGCUGCCAAUGCCGGUAUUAUGUGCGGAAGGGCCAAUGGUCCUGAUGUGGGUGUACCCAAUGGCGCCAAGGGGCCUGUGCAAAGCGUCAAUUUGGGACCUUGUUUGCGGACGAAACAAGAGUUGAUUCAAAUCAUCAAAAAGCUGUCGACUUUAUUUUAUACGUCCACGAGCUAUGAUAUCAUGCAUCGAAAUUGCAAUCACUUUACCGAGACACUGGCAACCUGUCUGGUAGUACACGAUCCACGAGAACGAUUGGACACCUAUCCUGGAUGGUUGAAUCGAUUGGCCAACACUGGGGCCAUGGUAAUCACCAAAAAUGACAAUGUUGUGACAUCUAAUGUAUUGGCAGAAGCAAGGGUGGCCUCGGGAUACUGA
Molecule: messenger RNA, 549 nt
Organism: Cylindrotheca closterium
Lineage: Eukaryota; Bacillariophyta; Bacillariophyceae; Bacillariales; Bacillariaceae
Source: the annotation of a GenBank genome assembly